GCGUCUUGGUCAGGCCCGGGGUAAGGGGACGUUCUAUCCAAGGCUUGCUAUGACGAAGGUGCCGAUGGGGCACACUCUGCCGCCGUGGCGCACACCCGCGUGCCAUCCUAGCAUGACCCGUCCACCCCGGCUUAGAAUAUUAGCUUGGGCAAUGGUUGAGAACAAGAUGCGUCCGGGGAUCCUCAGCAUUUUCUUCAGCGAAUUAGAUCUGAUUUUGAAGUACAGAAACCGAGGGUGACUUCAACCCUCUCUUCUCCGACUCGUCUCACCUUCUAACACUAUGGCAUGGCCGACCAAUUCACCGGAAAUUCAACAUCACGUCUCUUCGCUACUGGAUAUUCUCACUUCAUCAUCUUCCGAGCAUCCAUCAGUGAAGUGCCACGUUAUCUCAAUGCUACUCCUCGUCUUUCAGCCCUCUGCCUACCUAUUCACACCACGCUAUCAAAAGUCGCCGCCAACAAUGGAGAGCUCGAGACUUUGCGUCUAUCCAGAAGAGAUGUCGAGCAGUGGUUGAAAGAAUGGAAUAUCUCUGUGGAAGAGUGCAGUCAAUCCCUCAAGUCCGUUGUUGAUGCAUUCAGGCAAUUUAGCCAGCCGGAAAUUGCUUAUCAUCACACGCUUUCUUCCAUUUCCUCAUUGCCAUCCUCUUCGCCUGAAAGUCAAUCCGAGGCGGUCGAUGCCAUAGCCUUAGCAUUGCGCUUGCCCAGCUUAUUCGACUUUGAUCCAUUGUUCAAGUUGGACGCUGUUGUAUCAGCAAAAGAUCAUGAGCCUUUCUCGCUUUUGCAGGUGUUUUUGAACAGUGGUCUACCAGAAUUACAUUCAUGGCCGCUGUUCUCGAAAAAUAUGAUCCUGCAGAUUGAAUUGAGUGAAGUAGAGAAGUGGGCGAUCGAUGGGAUUCGUACCAGUCUGCUUUCAGCAAAGCUCUCGCAGACCACCCAAUCUCUACAUGUUUGCCGUUCGUCAGCAUGCAUGUUUAAGCGAGAGCAAUGGGAGGUGUCUUAUCACGUGGAAGGCGGGCCUAGCGAGCGUGCUGGAGGUUCUCACUAG
Suillus discolor is the source of this 1044-nucleotide messenger RNA. RefSeq lists its product as uncharacterized. The coding region runs from base 286 to 1044 and encodes 252 amino acids. The transcript has 5 exons. The record is from RefSeq and is a predicted model, not a curated record. Gene Ontology annotation, biological process: cytoplasmic translational initiation. Gene Ontology annotation, cellular component: eukaryotic translation initiation factor 3 complex. Lineage: Eukaryota; Fungi; Basidiomycota; Agaricomycetes; Boletales; Suillaceae.